AUGGCAUCUGGUCCACAACAAAUUGCUCCUCAGUUUGUCAAACCAUUGCCUACUGAGCCUAUCGAAGUUAAAGAAGGCGAGCGAGUUUGUGUAGAAGUACAAGUUUCAGGUGAACCUGUACCUGAAAUUAGUUGGUAUCGUAAUGGAAAACCAUUACAGCCUGGUUCAGAUUGGCAGAUAACGACAGAUCGGUAUAUUUCACGCCUUGAAUGUAACGUAGUAUCUGCGGACAGUAGUGGAGAAAUAUUUGUCAGAGCAGUUAAUUCAGUUGGUCAAACAACUACGCAAACAAAAAUUAUUGUAGUUCGAACCGGACCAGAACCAAGACCUCCAGCUUUCCAAAAACGCCUACAGCCUCGUAUAAAAGUACUUGAACAUCAUACUGUCACUUUGGAAUGCUGCGUCAACGGAUAUCCAGAGCCAACACUAAGAUGGUUCCAUAAUGGUGUGGAGUUCGAACCAGUUGUAAUUUCUUCCCUUUCUCAACAAGUGACCGCUAAAAGAGAACUGUAUGUUGACAAGUCCACGCAUACAUACACGUUGAACAUACACGAUUUAAAUGCUUUUGAUAUAGGUGAAAUAAUGGUUCGUGCAGAAAAUGAACUUGGUAUAACUAUGUGUAGCAGUGUCUUGGAACUAGAGAUACUUGAUGGAAAGAUUGUUGAACCACGUUUCGUUCGUCAGCCACCUGAAAGAAUUGAAUUACAACCGGGAGACAGCGCUAGAUUGGAGUGUGAAGUUGAAUCAGAACCACCAGUUACAUUUAGAUGGUAUUUAAAUGGACUACAGUUAGAUGAGUCCACCAAACAGUUCAAACUGCUCGAAGAUGUUAAUCGCACAACCCUUAUCAUUCCAUCAGUUCAACCAGAAAUUCUCCCAAGUGAAGUUACUAUAGAAGCGGCUGGUCAAACUGGAACGAAAAUUGUCACCUCUUCAGUACUAGUGAUGAUGGCCAAAACAGACGAUGUAGCAGCCCCACAACCUGAACUUCGUUUCACUAGACAACUCCCAUCACAUUUAACCUUUAGUGAAUUAGAUGAAACAAUCACACUUGAUGUAGAAGUCAACAGACCACAGGAAUCAUUUUCAGAUAUUGCUACACUGCUUUUAGCUGGUAUAUGA
Molecule: messenger RNA, 1122 nt
Organism: Heterobilharzia americana
Lineage: Eukaryota; Metazoa; Platyhelminthes; Trematoda; Strigeidida; Schistosomatidae
Source: the annotation of a GenBank genome assembly